This is a messenger RNA of Solanum pennellii, 2396 nucleotides long. Its product is annotated as 3-hydroxy-3-methylglutaryl-coenzyme A reductase 1. Lineage: Eukaryota; Viridiplantae; Streptophyta; Magnoliopsida; Solanales; Solanaceae. Gene Ontology annotation, molecular function: hydroxymethylglutaryl-CoA reductase (NADPH) activity; protein binding. Gene Ontology annotation, biological process: sterol biosynthetic process; isoprenoid biosynthetic process; coenzyme A metabolic process. The transcript is spliced from 4 exons. The record is from RefSeq and is a predicted model, not a curated record. Gene Ontology annotation, cellular component: endoplasmic reticulum membrane; peroxisomal membrane. Bases 99 to 1904 code for a protein of 601 amino acids.
GCUUAAUACACAAUUGACUUUCUCUCUUUCUCUCAUUUCUCUUUUUCUUUUUUUUUCAAAAAGCCGGUGUUCCUGCCGGAAAAUCAACUAAAUUUACAAUGGACGUUCGCCGGCGACCUGUUAAUCCUUUAUGCACAUCAAAAGAUGCUUCCGCCGGCGAACCUCUGAAACAACAACAAGUUUCUUCUCCUAAAGCAUCUGAUGCGCUUCCACUCCCAUUGUACCUAACCAAUGGGUUGUUUUUCACCAUGUUUUUCUCUGUUAUGUAUUUUCUUCUCGUAAGGUGGCGUGAGAAGAUCCGUAAUUCUAUUCCUCUUCACGUGGUUACCCUUUCUGAAUUGUUAGCUAUGGUGUCAUUGAUUGCUUCCGUUAUAUAUCUAUUGGGUUUCUUUGGGAUUGGGUUUGUUCAGUCGUUUGUGUCCAGGUCGAAUAGUGAUUCAUGGGAUAUUGAGGAUGAGAAUGCUGAGCAGCUAAUUAUUGAGGAAGAUAGCCGCCGGGGACCAUGUGCUGCUGCAACUACUCUUGGCUGCGUUGUGCCUCCACCACCUGUUCGAAAAAUUGCCCCAAUGGUUCCACAGCAACCUGCCAAGGCAGCUUUGUCCCAAACGGAGAAGCCUGCGCCAAUAAUUAUGCCAGCAUUAUCGGAAGAUGACGAGGAGAUAAUACAAUCUGUUGUUCAGGGUAAAACACCAUCAUAUUCGUUGGAAUCAAAGCUUGGUGAUUGUAUGAGAGCUGCUUCGAUUCGAAAAGAGGCGUUACAGAGGAUCACAGGGAAGUCAUUGGAAGGGCUCCCAUUGGAAGGAUUUGACUAUGAGUCUAUUCUUGGACAGUGCUGUGAGAUGCCUGUAGGAUAUGUGCAAAUACCGGUUGGUAUUGCAGGGCCUUUGUUGCUUGAUGGGAGAGAGUACUCAGUACCAAUGGCAACUACAGAAGGAUGUUUAGUUGCUAGCACCAACAGGGGUUGCAAGGCUAUCUUUGUCUCUGGUGGCGCCAACAGCAUUUUGCUCAGAGAUGGGAUGACAAGAGCUCCGGUUGUCCGGUUCACCACCGCCAAAAGAGCCGCUGAGUUGAAAUUCUUUGUUGAGGAUCCCGCUAACUUUGAGAUUCUUUCUCUUAUGUUCAACAAAUCAAGCAGAUUUGCUCGAUUACAGGGCAUUCAAUGUGCUAUAGCUGGUAAAAAUCUGUAUAUGAGAUUUAGUUGUAGCACUGGUGAUGCAAUGGGAAUGAACAUGGUAUCCAAAGGUGUCCAGAACGUUCUGGAUUACCUUCAGAGUGAAUAUCCAGACAUGGACGUCAUUGGCAUAUCUGGGAACUUUUGUUCGGAUAAGAAGCCAGCAGCAGUUAACUGGAUUGAAGGUAGAGGAAAAUCAGUAGUUUGCGAGGCAAUAAUCAAGGAGGAUGUAGUAAAGAAAGUGUUGAAAACUGAGGUUGCUGCUCUUGUGGAGCUGAACAUGCUUAAAAACCUUACUGGGUCAGCCAUGGCUGGUGCCCUCGGUGGCUUCAAUGCUCAUGCCAGCAACAUCGUCUCUGCUGUAUAUUUGGCCACUGGCCAAGACCCUGCUCAAAAUGUUGAGAGCUCUCACUGCAUUACUAUGAUGGAGGCUGUAAAUGAUGGCAAAGACCUCCAUAUUUCAGUAACUAUGCCUUCUAUUGAGGUUGGUACAGUUGGUGGUGGAACUCAACUUGCAUCACAGUCAGCUUGCUUGAACUUACUAGGAGUUAAAGGUGCAAAUAGAGAUGCACCAGGUUCAAAUGCAAGACUCUUGGCCACAAUAGUAGCUGGUUCUGUUCUAGCUGGUGAGCUAUCUCUCAUGUCAGCUAUCUCUGCUGGCCAACUAGUUAAAAGUCACAUGAAAUAUAAUAGAUCUAUCAAAGAUAUUUCCCAAGUAAUCAAUUCCUCUUAGUCACUCUGAGGAUUAAUUAGCCCCCCCUACUACUAUUUCUAUAUUCCAAUAAAAAGAAAGAAUAGGAAUAAAAUUUUCUGAAUUAGGGAGAUCUAGCUGCAGAAGAAGAAGUACUUUGAACCAAAAUUAUAAUAUAAAGUAAUAAAUUAAAGAUCUUCUUUGUUCAUCAAUUAAUAAUGUGGGGAAUAUUCAAGAACAAGUUGGAAUGUGUUGUAUGUAUUUUUUCUAUGGAGCCAUGUGAGGGUGUAGGGUCUCUUUGUUUCUGCAAAUAUUAUAUUUAGUGAACAUCUCUGAUGAUGUUAGGUGGAAAAGUUACCAGUGUCCAGUGGGGGUUAAACUUGUAAUUUACUCUCUUCUCAGCACUUGCCAACGAAGAUGACCCAUCUUUUCUCUUGUAUUGUUUGUAAUUUAGGGAGUGUAAUGCCAUUUUAAUAUUUACUCUGCUUUUGUAUAUGAUUCUCUUUUUUUAUUUCAAUCAUUUUUGUUUGUUUA